AUGCUGCGACGCCAGCUUCUCCUGUCGCUCGUUCUCUGCUUCAGUCGCUCGCUUGUCGCUGCGGACAACAGCAGCAGUCUUUCGUAUGAUGUCUUUCAAUACGUCGAUCCGUUGAUUGGAAGCGCCAAUGGAGGCAAUGUGUUCGCUGGCGCGUCGCUCCCCUACGGCAUGGCCAAGGCCGUCGCCGAUACCGACUCGGACAGCAACCAGGGUGGCUUCACCCUCGAUGGCAGCAACAUCACCGGCUUCUCCACGAUGCACGACUCCGGCACGGGGGGAAAUCCCUCGCUGGGCAACUUCGCCCUCUUCCCGUAUACCAGCUGCGCGAAUGACACCGUCGACGGCUGCGUGUAUCCCAAGAAGGCCCGCAAAAUCCCCUACGUCAACGGCUCCGUCCAGGCGAGCCCGGGAUACUUUGGCCUCACCUUGCAGUCGGGCAUCCAGGUCGACAUGACCACCGCCCAGCACACCUCCCUCUUCCGCUUCCAGUUCCCGGCCACCAGGGCCUCCAGCCCGCUGAUCCUGAUGGACCUGACGGACCUGUCGGACUCGCGACAGGACAAUGCGACCAUCACGGUGGACGAAUCGACCGGCCGCAUGACCGGCAGUGGACGGUUCUUGCCCAGCUUCGGCAGCGGUGACUACGUGCUCUACUUCUGCGCCGACUUCAAGAGCACGGCCAAGCUGCGCGACAAUGGCAUCUUCGUCGACUCCCGCGCCAGUGCCGACGUGAAGCACCUCAAGAUCUCCCGCAGCAUCAACGGGUAUCCGCUGCCAGGCGGAGCGUUCGUCCGCUUCGAGGCUCCCCCGGACGACACGAUUCUCGCCCGAGUGGGAGUCAGCUUCAUCAGCAGCGACCAAGCCUGCUCCAAUGCAGAAUCUGAGAUCCCGGACUUUGACUUUGAUGCCACCCAUUCGGCCGCAGUCAGCAUCUGGAGGGAGAAGCUCAGUCCGAUCCGCGUGUCCCGCGAGGGAGUGAACUCGUCCCUCCUCACCAGCUUCUACAGCAGCAUCUACCGGACCAUGAUCAACCCGCAGGACUACACGGGGGAAAAUCCCCUGUGGCAGAGUUCGGAGCCGUAUUUCGACUCUCUGUAUUGUAUUUGGGAUCUCUUCCGCUCGACGCUUCCCUUCCUGACCCUGGUGGAUCCUUCCACCGUCACCCGCAUCGUCCGUUCCCUCAUCGACACGCAGCAGCAUUUAGGAUGGCUGCCGGACUGCCGCAUGUCGUUGUGCAAAGGAUACACGCAAGGCGGAUCCAAUGCGGACAAUGUCCUGGCCGACGCCUUCGUCAAAGGCCUGACGGACGGAAUCGACUGGGAGGCCGGAUACGCAGCGGUGCAGAAAGACGCCGAGGAGGAGCCGUACGACUGGUCGAACGAGGGCCGGGGCGGCCUCCUCAGCUGGAAAUCGCUGCACUACAUCCCCGUGCAGGACUUUGACUACCUGGGCUUCGGCACCAUGACGCGCAGCAUCUCGCGCACGCUCGAGUACAGCUACAACGACUUUGCCAUUUCGCAGAUUGCGCGCGGACUCAACAAGACGGCCGACGCGGAGAAGUAUGAGGAGAGCUCGCGGUACUGGCAGAAUCUGUUCAAGAAGGAUCAGACGUCCUACCUGAACGGGACGAACACGGGUUUUGUUGGAUUCUUCCAGCCCAGGUAUCUGAACCAGACCUGGGGGUUUCAGGAUCCACUGACCUGCUCGAACAUCGACACCAGCGGGAGAGCGUGCUCGCUUCAGAACGACGGUGCGGAGACCUUUGAAUCCAGCAUUUGGGAGUAUCAAUUCUUCGUGCCACACGACAUGGCUACGCUGGUGACCCUGCUCGGAGGCCCGUCGCAGUUUGUCCGUCGACUGGACUACCUCCACGACCAGGGCAUCACGUACAUUGGCAACGAGCCGGCAUUCCUGACGGUCUACCAAUACCACUACGCCGGGCGACCCGGCAAAUCGGCGCAGCGCGUGCACUUCUACAUCCCGUCGUACUUCCAGCCCACGCCGGACGGACUGCCGGGGAACGACGACUCGGGCACGAUGGGCGCGUUUGUGGCCAUGUCGAUGAUGGGCCUGUUCCCGAACCCGGGGCAGAACGUGUACUUCAUCACGCCGCCGUUUUUUCCACACGUCGAGAUCCGGUCGCCGCUGACGAACCGCACGGCGACGGUGCGCGUGAAAAACUUCGACCCGACCUACCGCAGCAUCUACAUCCAGUCCGCGACGCUGGAUGGGCGGCCGUACGCGAAGAACUGGAUCGAUCACAGCUUCUUCACCGAGGGCAAGGAGCUCGUUCUAACGCUGGGCCGCAACGAGAGUAGCUGGGGGACUCGACCGGAGGAUCUGCCCCCGUCGCUGUCGACCAGGGGAGGAGCUAAUCUGGAAGCAAGGUGGAGUGAAGACAUGCCUUCGUAUGCUGUAGGCACGCAUCAUGUCCGAGACCAUCUCAGCUAUCAUGCGCGAGCGCUGAGAGGGAAGCAUUUUGACAUUUACACGUAG
Messenger RNA from Rasamsonia emersonii CBS 393.64, 2496 nucleotides. Its product is annotated as Alpha-1,2-mannosidase family protein. Gene Ontology annotation, cellular component: nucleus; cytosol. Gene Ontology annotation, molecular function: peptide-N4-(N-acetyl-beta-glucosaminyl)asparagine amidase activity; carbohydrate binding. Bases 1 to 2496 code for a protein of 831 amino acids. Lineage: Eukaryota; Fungi; Ascomycota; Eurotiomycetes; Eurotiales; Trichocomaceae. The record is from RefSeq and is a predicted model, not a curated record. The transcript has 6 exons. Gene Ontology annotation, biological process: carbohydrate metabolic process; glycoprotein catabolic process; protein quality control for misfolded or incompletely synthesized proteins.